Molecule: messenger RNA, 3439 nt
Organism: Salvelinus fontinalis (brook trout)
Lineage: Eukaryota; Metazoa; Chordata; Actinopteri; Salmoniformes; Salmonidae
Exons: 8
Coding region: 74-889 (271 amino acids)
Source: RefSeq, a predicted model, not a curated record
CCAAUAGGGUUAGGACUACAUAUUUAUACCCUAACCAUAAUGUAUGACCCUGGAUACAUUGAUACUCUGAUACAUGUAUGAAAUGUCUGCUUCUCCAGAGGAUCUUUAUCAUAAAGUGGGAGGUGAGCUGGUGUUGACACCGGACAAGUCCACAGUGCCUGACUUCAUCACAAGCAUCCUAUGGAAGCAUGGGAAGAACAAGGUGGCAGAGUGGGACAAGGGUUUUGGUGGUCUGGACAUCUAUGCUGCCUUCAAAGAGCGUACAACCCUGGACCAGACUACUGGAGAGCUGAGAAUCAGUGGAUUGAUGAAAACAGACAGUGGAGUUUAUUCUGUGGAGUUUAACAGCAAACUGCUUGACAAGACAUAUACACUGUCUGUUAUCAAGGCAGUCCCCAAACCCACAAUCACUUCUUCCUGUAACGCCAACAAAACCUCCUGCACUCUGACCUGUGAGGGGGACACCACUGAUGCUGAACCAGUCACCUACAGCUGGAAAGUGGGGGAGGGGGCGUGGGAGGUUGUAGACAAACAGUUGAUUGUUUCUAGGAGCGACACUGGAAAAUCAGCCAAUGGUUACAAAUACACCUGCAAGCUGAAGAAUGCUGUUAGUGAGGAAGUCAGUGAGGUGUUUGGUCCAGAGUCUUCCAGUAUCGGUGCUGUUGUUGCUUUGGUUGUCUGUCUCAUUGUAGCAUUUGCUGUCUUAACAGUUUGGUUGGUGUGGAAGAAAAUAAAAGGAUAUCCCCAAGACACCUGGAUUGACUUUUUGAGAAUGUAUUGUGGUGGAAUGUGUGGGGUUCCGUUAACGGCCAACACCAAAACAGGGGAAGAUGGCGCAGACAAAGCUGGAAAGGGGCAGGGGAAUGAAGAAGCCACCCUGAUGGAGUAGAAAGACCACCAGUAAAGAAUCAAGUGUUUUAGGAUGCUGGUGGUCUUCCUGGUGGGGUAACUGAGAACAAGAAAAAUGGGGCACGUGUGUGUAAUGAUCAUGCUUCUUGAAAUGCCACACCUGUAAUGUGGAAGAAUUAUCUUGGCCAAGGAGAAAUGUUUACUAACAGGGAUGUACACAACAUUUGUCCGGAAUAAGGUCUUUGUGAGUAUGGAACAUUUCUGGGAUCUUUUAUUUCAGCUCAUGAAACAUGGGACCAACACUUUGCAUGUUGCGUUUUAUAUUUUUGUUCAGUGUAUAAAUGGUAAAUGAAGGGAAACAGGCAAACAUUGCACAUAGUAACUUGCAUGCAAUCAGAUGAAGUACAGUGAGCUCCAAAAGUAUUGGGUCAGUGACACAUUUUGUUGUAUUGGCUCUGUACUCCAGCACUUUGGAUUUAAAAUGAUACAAUGACUGAGGUUAAAGUGCAGUCUGUCAGGUUUAAUUUGAGGGUAUUGUCAUCCGUAUCACGUGAACUCUUUAGAAAUUGCAUCAUGUCUUGUACAUAGUACCCCCCCCCCCCCUCAUUUUAGGGAGGCAAAGGUUUUGGGACAAAUUCAUAUUAAAGUAGUGUAAAGUUUAGUAUUUGGUAGCACGCAAUGUAUACAUCAAGCUUGUGACUCUACAAACUUGUUGGAUGCAUUUGCUGUUUGUUUUGGUUGUCUCAGAUUAUUUUGUGCCCAAUAGAAAUUAAUGGUAAAUAAUGCAUUGUUACUUUUAUUCUAAAUAAGAAUAUAAUGUUUCUAAACACGUUUACCUGACUAUGGAUGCUACCAUUGAUUACUGAUAAUCCUGAAUGAAUCGUGAAUGAUGACGAGUGACAAAGUUAGCCAGUCUGCACUUUUAACCUCAUAGUCAUUGUAUCAUUUAAAAUCCAAAGUGCUGAAGUAUAAAGUCAAAACAACCAAAAAAGUGUCACUGUCUCUACUUUUGGAGCUCACUGUAUAAUGUGAUGAGCUUUAUGAAUUUAUAGUACUUCAGAAAUGAGGGCAAUAUUUGUAUCUCAGAACAUUUUGAUGGGGAAAAAAACAAGAGAUUAUCUUCUACUUUGAGGUAAAUAGCUUUAUGGAUUCUUACCCUUUCUCAGUAUUCAUGUCUCAUCUUUUCAAAUCUCAAUCCAUUUGUGAAGGUUGUUUUUGUUUGAAGCUGUAGUAUCAAUAACUUUGUGGUUGUAUGAUACCUUUUCAGGUAUUUUCCCCAGAGCGCUUAAUGUAACCCACUGCACUUUCUGUUUGAAAUCACAGCUGAAUGAAUGUCUUAUAUAAUUUCACUUGACCUAUGUCAAGGAAUUUGUACAGGUUAUUGUUUUAUUACCCAGGCCUGAGAGGUAGAGCUCAUCUACCUUGUAAAGAGAGAGCUCUUCAGCACUGAGAUAUUUUAUUACUGAGAGAGCUCUGCAGCACUGAGAUGUUUAAUUACUAACAACAAUGGUGCAUGUGUAUUUAAAAAAAACAUGUUUAUGCAUUAAUAUUUAAUUUUGACAAACAGUGUUCGUCUUCAUCAAAUUACCCUCAGGUGUGAAUAUCUGUUUUCACAAUAGAAUUUUGUCACCUGAAUUUUAGGACAUUUUUUCUCCUCAAAUAUAUUCUACAUCAGUCUGUGAUGGACCAUAGUAAGGGGUACCACUAGUUGCCACCAGAUUGUUGAGAACAUUUGUUAGGCAAGACCACUAACCUGGUAUAUCCCAGGUUUUAGUUCUGUUACUGGUAUGUCUCAUGUAAUUCUGUCACAGAAGAUGUUAUGAAUUAAGACCAGCUCACAUUAAUCUAUUGUGGGACUGGACCAAGACUGUUCUAAAAUGGAGUAUUGGCACAUGCAAAAACCUGUACUUGUAGUGAUGUGUUGAUGACUGAAUGUUUGAUGUCCAUGUACACAUCUGAACACCAAUUCUGUUUCAGCACUUUGUCUUAAGAAUGUAUUUUUUCCAUACUUGAUUGGUGAAAGCAAUACAUAUAGGGCUGGGUUCAGACAUCACCAACAUGCAUAUCCCUAUCUGAACCCUUCAGAUCUGUGAAUAGUGCUCUGGGGAAAGGGACUAGUUAACACUAGACUUAGAGAUCAGUCUCAUUGCAUGUACUGGAUGACUUUUUUAUUUAUUUUUAAAACUGAACCUGUUUAACACGGCAAGUCAGUUCAGAACGAAUUCUUAUUUACAAUGAUGGCCUAUGAACAAUGGGUUAACUGCCUUGUUCAGGUGCAGAACAGAUUUUCCCUUGUAAACUCUGGGAUUUGAUCUAGCAACCUUUCAGUUACUGGCCCAACGCUCUAACCACUAGGCUACUUCUCAGCCAGAUUUGCUUAACGGAUCACACCACAGGACUGACGAAUCCUAAAUCAAGUGUCAACUCCUUCCUUGUGAGACAUGCUGCUGUGAAAAACAAAUGCACUUGAAAGCGCAGUGUUAAAUAUAUUUUAUCUGCAAUGAUUGAAUUCCAGCCUGCAUAUGCUGACAAUCCUUUGUAUUUUGAGGUGUUUGAUAUUUAUAUUUUUUCAAUAAAGGACUUGAGUUCU